AUGUUUCCGACUUUUGCUCGAAAUAGUCGACGAUACUUGUCAAAACUACCAGACAAGUUAUCCACGCUAGCGAAAUUUAAUUUCCCAUUGGCUACCAAUACGAUAAAAGCUGUUACUGAAAACAUUGAUGAAUUUAUAAACAAGAAGCAAAAGGUGACUUUAAAUGGACAUAUACACAAAAAGUCAAGAAUACGGCCAACAUUGAGUUUUGGAUUUUUGCGUGAUUGUGAUGGAGAAGAGGUUCAAUUCAUAGCUAAUGAUGCAACCGAGAGCAGAAUCAUUGACACCAUGAAAAGUCUCACCGUUGAAGAGUCUGUCAGUGUUACGGGAUAUGUGCAGGCAAAACAAUUGAAAGAAGGUGAAUCAAAAGGCUGGGAAUUGGUUCUAAAUGAUAUUCAGGUAUUGAAUCUGUCAAAUAUUGACGCUCCAAGACUCGAGAAGUUGAAACAAACUCGGCCUGAAGAUCUACCACCUCAAUUUAGAUACUUGCAACUACGCACUGCAUUCUAUCAAAACUCAUUACGAACGAGAAGUAGAAUCGCGCAACUAGUUCGUAAUGUUCUUACAGAUGAGCACAAUUUUGUCGAAAUUGAGACUCCCUUACUAUUCAAGUCGACACCAGAAGGGGCUCGUGAAUUUCUUGUCCCAACGAGAUCACCAAAACAAUUUUACGCCUUACCUCAAUCUCCUCAACAGUACAAGCAGAUUCUAAUGAGUUCUGGAUUCACAAGGUAUUUUCAAAUUGCCAAGUGCUUCAGGGAUGAGGACUUGAGGUCUGACAGGCAACCAGAGUUUACCCAAGUAGAUUUGGAAAUGAGCUAUGUUAAUAGUUCAGAUCAGGUGAUGCAAGUUGUGGAAGAUAUAGUGUUAGAAGUGUGGGAAAAAAUAAAGCAAAUUAAUAUGUACACUGUGAAUGAAGAUGGUGAAUUGGUUAAAGUCGAAGAUGCAGCCAAGAGAGUUCGGUUGUCAAAAUUGGAUUAUUUGACAGCUUUGCAGAAAUACGGUAUUGACAAACCAGAUUUGAGGUCCAACAUUUCAUUCAACAGUCUUGAAAAGUUUUUCACGGCAGUUGAAGAUCUAGCAUUUCCCAUCGUUGAAGCAUGUGUCUUGAAGGGUGCAUUUGACCCCAAAUCAAAAGCCUCAAAACCACCAAAAGCAUUCACCAGUGAAUUAAAUUACUCGAGGAGAAGACCUUUUGUAUUUAUGAUCAGGUCGGAAGAAGAUGCAGAGAACUGGUAUGAGUUACUUUUGCAAAAACAUUUCAUGAAACUGAAUAAUGGAGCUGACUUGCAAAGGAUGCAUCAAUUAUUGAAUCUAUUGCCAGGUGAUAUUUUAGCUGUUUCAAGUAGGUCUGAACUUCCUUAUGAAAAUCCAACACCCUUGGGUAAAUUUAGACAAUUGGCAAUAACAGAAUUCCCUGGUAAGUGGCAACGCCCGAUUCGGAGCGCAAAUGGGCUAAUUGAAAUUUACAAUGGUGAUAAAACUAUUGUUGGCUCAUGGGUCGUCGAUUUCCCCUUAUUCAACCCAGUUGAAACUUCUGACAACAUCAAUGAUCCAUAUCCCAAGUACGAUAAAAACAAAUUUGAAUCGACACACCAUCCAUUCACAAUGUGCAAAUCUGAAGAUUACGAUUUAUUAGAAACAGACCCCUUGAAAGUUAGAGGCGAACAUUACGAUUUAGUGAUUAAUGGAGUUGAGGUUGGCGGUGGAUCAAGAAGAAUUCAUGACGCUACAUUACAACAAUACAUUUUCGAGGAGAUUUUACACGUAAACAAUUAUGAACAAUUGUUUGGUCAUUUGUUAAAGGCUUUGAGUAUGGGUUGUCCGCCUCACGCUGGUUUGGCAUUAGGAUUUGAUAGGCUAUGUGCCAUGGUCGUGGGUACCUCAAGCAUAAAAGAUGUAAUUGCAUUUCCAAAAAACCAAUCGGGAUCUGACCGCGUUGUUGAGAGUCCUACUGCCGUUGAUGAAAAAACAUUGAAUGAGUAUUUUAUCACUACAAAAACAGACCUGUAA
Lodderomyces margitis is the source of this 2013-nucleotide messenger RNA. Its product is annotated as aspartate--tRNA ligase. Gene Ontology annotation, biological process: aspartyl-tRNA aminoacylation. The transcript has a single exon. Gene Ontology annotation, molecular function: aspartate-tRNA ligase activity; ATP binding. The coding region runs from base 1 to 2013 and encodes 670 amino acids. Gene Ontology annotation, cellular component: mitochondrion; cytoplasm. The record is from RefSeq and is a predicted model, not a curated record. Lineage: Eukaryota; Fungi; Ascomycota; Pichiomycetes; Serinales; Debaryomycetaceae.